Pipistrellus nathusii (Nathusius's pipistrelle) is the source of this 408-nucleotide messenger RNA. NCBI's taxonomy places the organism in Eukaryota, Metazoa, Chordata, Mammalia, Chiroptera, Vespertilionidae. The record is from the annotation of a GenBank genome assembly.
AUGGUUAUUCGAGGUUUGAAAUCCUUGCCACUCAGAGCAAUGGCUGAUGUUAGAGGUACUCAGCAAUAUUUGCAGAAUGAGUGCAUCGUCUUUAAAAAGUUUUCUGGAACUGGGCUGUUCUUAAGUCAUGGAUAUGCAUGUAAUUUAAAUAAAAGAGGAGAACGGGGGGGAAAUGGCAUAGGCCUACUAAGAGAAUGGGGGAGAGAAGACACUAAAGAAGUCCCAAGAGAGGACCAACAGGAAGAUUCUAUAUAUAGUGAACCCCCUGGAGAAGAAGAAAGUAAUAUAGAAAAUGAAAUCAGUUCUUUAGGGCAGAAACAAUUGAAAGGUAAGAGGAAGGGAGUUCAGGCAUGGAGGCAAAUUAGACAUGAAAACACCAAGUCAAACAGACCAGCAGUUUCUGGUUGA